Messenger RNA from Puccinia triticina, 1239 nucleotides. RefSeq lists its product as uncharacterized. The transcript has 2 exons. NCBI's taxonomy places the organism in Eukaryota, Fungi, Basidiomycota, Pucciniomycetes, Pucciniales, Pucciniaceae. Bases 1 to 1239 code for a protein of 412 amino acids. The record is from RefSeq and is a predicted model, not a curated record.
AUGGUGUGGUCAAAGGGGGCCUGCAAGGGUUUAUCUUCUGACGAGAUUGAUUUGAAAAUACAGAUUUUUUCAUCCGACAAGUCACUUUCGAGUCUCAUGAGUAUCCCGCGGCUCUUGACAAUCUCGCCAGGCCGGUUGGUGCGGGUGACGGAUGCGGAUGAGGAGGUCUUCGCCCUGUAUACCGGCCUGGCAGGUUCGUCCGAGCGCGCUUCAGAAUUCGACGCGGCCAAGAGCGAGCAGGCCCGCCGCCAUCCAACCCAGGCUGGCUCGUUGGGCUUUGUCGACUCGGGCGCGUCGACGAUUGGUAUCCGACUCGAGAUCCGUCCGCCGACGCAGCAGGCCCAUGGGCAGUCAAUGACGGGGCGUAACACGAAGAAGGGGAGGAAGGCGAAGACCAGCUCGUCGAGCCAGGGCGGUCGAGAGAUCGAAGUCGAGCUCAAGCAGGACAUCUUCGCCACCAAGUAUCGCAGCGGAGACACCGGAUCGCUCGUCUGGCGAGCCAGCAUCGACUUCGCCGAGCUUCUGUGGUACGAGCUCCUGUUCCCCUCGCCGCACGCGCCAUCGGGGCCGGGUGAGGACGAGGACACCUGUUGGAGAGGAUUCUUGGACAUGGCUCGGCUGACGGAAUCCAGUCGGAUCCUGGAGCUUGGGGCCGGCACUGGCAGUCUAGCCAUCCUCUGCGCCGGAAUGUUCCCCUCGGCGUCGAGGGCCUCGUGGACGGCGUCAGACCAGUUUGAUCUGCUUACCAUCAUCGCCCGAAACCUUGCCCAUAACCGGAUUGCCUUCUCGACCGGGUCUGGCUCCCAGGAGGAACCACACGCCCGAUACACGAUCGAGGAGAUCGACUGGCUAGCGGUCGAGACGCAAUGGCUCAAGACGCAGGGCCAUCCACGACUGGCUACGUCCGAGCCAGCCGACUGCUCGUCGAAGAGAUACGACCUCAUCCUGGCCGUCGACUGUCUCUACAACGAGUCUCUGAUCCUCCCCCUACUGCGAACGAUUGACCACUUCGGGAGCGUCCAGGAGGAGCCAUGUUCGUCGGGUGUCAACGGGCCGACGCUUGUGCUCGUCGUCUCCGAACUGCGGUCCAGCGACGUGGUCGAAGCUUUCGUCCGCCACUGGCUCGCUCUCCGUCCUGCCUGGACCCUCUGCCGUCUCCCCAUCCAGUCCCUCCGCCCCGAACUCAACCUCAACCUUGCUAAGCCCCGCUACGUCGUCUGGUGUGGCUGGAAGAAUUGA